AUGGCUUCUUCAAGAACCUCCCCCCCAAAUGGCAACGAGCCAUUAGAUGCUUCAACAUCAACAUCAAGUACGAAUGCGGCAGAUCAAACUGAAUUCAGCGAUGAAUUCUCGGACGAAGCAGAAACUAUGGCAAUUCCUCAUAUAUCAGAUGAGGAUGCACAAUCCAUCAUCGGUGUAUCACUAAGUCAUGCAGCUUCGCGUUUGAAGUCUUCAAGAACACCUGCCGCAGAGAAGGCUGCAGCCAUGGACAACUUGGAAGGAGGUUAUUUUGAUAGCGACCCCGAGACUCCGCCAGCAAUGGACCCGGAAGAAGUUGGAUUAUUCAAUGAGGAGGAACUGGUAGAACCAAGGGAGACAAAGGCGGAGGGAAUGCCAUUGGAAAAAUUACCUUCGCAGAAACUUUUACCAAAACCAGAGGCUCUGCCAGCAUUGGAAAUGGAAACAAAUGAGCCAUUCGAUGAAGGGGAACUCGCAGAACCAAGAAUAACAAAAGGGAGCGGAAUGUCAUUGGGAAAACUACCAUCACCAAAACUUUCAUCCAAACCCAAUUCUCCUCUCAAAUCCCCGCCUUCGCCAUGGCGUGCUGGACCAAAGUCAAUUGUGGUGAUAGAACCACCAAAUGAUGGCCGCACAUCAUCAAUGGCUAGUGUAUUCAGCACUGGAAGGAAACGUCAGAGUUCAUUAUCUAGUGGCGCUGACGCACUCAAAAAACUUCUGCCGAAAGGGCUACCUUCAAUGUCUCAAGUGGGAAACUUAUUUAGUACAUCGACAAGUUCAAAUCAUAAAUCCCGGUCAUCAAUUAGCACGCCAAGAAGUGCCACGUUCUCCCCUUUUUCUACAUCGUCUAUGCGUUCAAAAGAUGAGGGUUCAUCGUCUACAAAUAACAGCCAGGUAAAUGAACAUCUCACAGCUCAUUACAGACUGUCACAACAUAAUGGUAGUUCGCAGCUUCAGAAUGAAGGUACACCGGACAACACAACGACAGAGCGACCAAGAGUGCUUCGUCGAGCUACAUCUGAUGAUUCAUUACUAUACCAUAGCCUAUCUCGAACCUCAUCACUAGGUGACGAUACACGAUUCGAAAACCACCGCGAGCAAGUUAACUCUCGGGUUAAAGCGAUCAGAGACUCUUUUCAAGAUCGAUCAACCUUUCGGAUGCCACAAUUGCCCAGUAUGCCAAGUAUGCCCCGCGUACCCAGUUUUGGCUUUAGCAUGAACUUCUUGAAUUCCAGCACACCGUCGUACAAAUCAAAGUCAAUUACUGAUGUACCUUCAGACAUAUUACCAACAGCUACAAAGAAGAAACUGCUCGAGCCAAGUCCCUCGUUCGCGAAAUCCGAUACGUUUUUCGGUAAUGAGAAUGCUCGGUCGUCGACGAAACCUACCAAUGCUUUAGAUCGGGCUAUGGAACAUUUGACUGGAGAUGUUGUAAUUAUGGGCGGAUAUCGAGGAUCAAUACUUCGAUCAGCAAAAGCUCCACAUCAUCAACUUUGGGUACCGGUCAAGGUAGGACUCAAUAUGCGUAAAGUGGACUUGGAAGUGGGUUUGGACCCAGAAGACGAGGAAAGAAUGGAGGAAAGCAUAUUUCCAUCCGGAAUGCUUAAGAAUAUUGGACCAGUCGAUAUAUCCAGGCGGUUGUUCAAACGGCUUCGUAAUUGUGAAAAUGCUCUGAAUGGGACACUCAAAGUAUGGGAUUAUGGUUAUGAUUGGAGGUUAAGUCCACAUCUGUUGAGUCGAAAGCUCAAAGCCUUUCUCGAAAAACUACCUUCUAAUCAGCCAGGUCCCAAUGGAGAGAAACCUACUGGUGCUUUGGUGAUUGCGCAUUCAUUGGGUGGUUUGAUCACGCGACAUGUGGUGAAUCAAAAACCUGAGCUGUUUAGUGGGGUUAUAUAUGCUGGUGUUCCGCAAUCUUGCGUGAACAUUCUAGGUCCCUUCAGAAAUGGAGAUGCUGUCCUACUAAGCUCAAGAGUUUUAACUGCUCAAGUAAAUUUCACACUAAGAACCAGUUUUGUGUUACUUCCUGAGAAUGGGGAGUGCUUUUUUGAUCUUCACACAAGAGAAAAGUAUCCUGUCGACUUUUUCAGUCUGGAUGAUUGGAUCAAAUAUCGCUGGUCUCCUGUUACAGAUCAGCCAUUACCUCCAAUUUCUCAAUCUGCUACCGGAAUUGGCAGUAUCCUUAAUCUUCAACUUCCAAACAGCUUAUCGAGUCUCACAACAAUUACCGGAAAGAAGUCCGGUUCGGGUUCAGGCUCGGGUUCAGGCUCAGGCACUAAUACUCCUCAGCCCUCUUCACCAUACCUCGGUUCUCACACUCGCAACGAAAAUGACGAUCGCAAUCAACCGAUCGAUCAGUCCAAAACGAGUCGAGCAGCAGAGGUACUUCGUGGACUGGAUGGCACAGAUCGCACUCUAGCACCUCAAAUGGGUAACUCUCUAAAUAAAGGUCAUAACCCACCGUCAUCAGUCUCAACCCUCGUAACCCUGCCCCGCGACAAAGCAAUCGCCUAUCUCCGCCGCACACUUGCCGAAACCCUGCAAUUCAAAAAAGAAUUGCAUUUUCGUCCCGAACUCUCGGAUGCUAAUCGCUACCCGCCGCUCGCAGUCAUCUAUGGAAAAUCUAUCCCGACGGUCUAUGGAGCGAAGGUCGCUGGUGUCGAAGGUAUUCCGUGCGCGGAUGUUUAUGAUAAUCUGGCCUUUGCAAGCGGUGAUGGGGUGUGUCUGGCGAGAGAAGCAAUGUUGCCUGAUGGAUAUCAGCUGGUUAAGGGUGGGAAGGUGAGGAGUGAUAGAGGGCAUGUUACAUUACUAGGGGAUUUGAAUGCGGUUGGACGGGCGAUGGAAGUGGUGAGGAAGGGGAGGGGUAAGGGUAUUGGUUUAGGGGUCUGA
This is a messenger RNA of Sclerotinia borealis F-4128, 2883 nucleotides long. The record is from the annotation of a GenBank genome assembly. NCBI's taxonomy places the organism in Eukaryota, Fungi, Ascomycota, Leotiomycetes, Helotiales, Sclerotiniaceae.